AUGGACAGCUCUCCGGAUCUGUCGCUGUCGCUGAAACUGCGUCGCGGCUCGAGCGAUUCACGUGACAACUUCUACAUGGACUUUGCACAGGGCAUCGACUCGGACAUUGAGGAGGUGGACAAUAGCAAUGCCAAUCUGGAUGAUGCCCUAGCCUCCGGGUCGGGCAUGCAGAUGCCGUUGCCACCGCCGCUGCCGACAGUAUCGCUGAGCGAAGAGAUGAAGUUGCUGGUGGCACCACCGCCGCCGCCGCCGACAACAUUGCUUGGUCAGCCGCUGCCAACGCUGACGGAGACGGAUGAUAUGCCGCCAACACCAACGCCGCCGCCACAGCAGCUGAUCGGCAUGGAGGCCAAUUCACCGACGGGUUCGGCCAGCAAUUCGGUGCUGGAGCUGGAGCUUAUACCGCCGCCGCCUCUGUCGCCCAUGGAUGAUGCCGGACUGCGAACCGAUGACGAUGACGGCGAGGAGACGGAUGAUGCCGAGGAGGCGAUUAUCGAGCCGCCAGCAGCAAUGCGGGAACCACAACAGGAACAGGCACAUGAAGACAAUGCUAACGCGGAUGAUGAUGGUAACGAAGAUGAUGAUGAAGAUGAGGAUGAGGAUGAUGACAAAUCGACACCGCCGCCACCGUUGCCGCCAUUGCCCUCGAAUCUGUCGUAUGUUCAGGGUAGUGUUACCCCGCCUCUGACCAAGUCACCGUCAACAUCACCAUCUCCACCGGUGACUCCCCCGCCGUGUCCACAGUUGAACAUCUGCAAGAUGGUGUCGCCGCCGGCUCAACAUGUUAGCCAGAUUCCACCACUGACACCAUCGUCCGAGAGCGAGCAGGAGUCCCAGCCAAAUUCACCGCAGCCCAUUGCUCGGAGUCUGCCAGAUCAGCAGCCGCCACCAGAGGUUGAGGAUCAGGAUCAGGAGCCAGAACCGGAACCGGAACAGGACUUGGAUCAUCUUCCGGUGAGCGGUGGUCAGCAGUUGGCCGCCGAGGACUACAGCAGAUCUCUGGAUAACGAGGAUGAGUCGACAACGAUCACCACACCACCUAGCAAUGGAUACUCGGCCUCAUCCAUCAUUGCACCGCCGCCGGAGCACUUUGCCGAACUGGACGAGGAUAGUUUGGGACGUGGUUUUAUUCCACCACCGCCAGCGGGUCUCGAGGAUGCCAAUCCAGAUGCAGCCGAUGAAGAGGAUCAACAGCAAGAUGCCGACGACGAGGAGCUUACAAAGGUCGAAACCGAUGAGCUGUCGGUGGACAAGGUGUCGCUUAAUGUGGGCGAUGACGAUGACGAUGAUGAGGAAGACGAUCCAGCAGAUAGCAUUAGCUCACCACGAGCCGCCAGCAUUGCCAGCGGUGGCAUCAUGUCCACCAGUGGCGCCAUUGCUGCAAUGGCUGCCGGGAAUGCGGCUGCAGCUUCAUCCAAGCCGGACAGUCGUGUGCCCAGUCGCAGCGGCAGCCAAAGAUCCCAUGCCGGAUCUCGUGCCAACUCGCAGCCUGGAUCCCAGCAUGGGUCACGCACUGGCUCCCAUGCUGGUUCACGUGCCGGCUCCCGUACCGGUUCCAUCGCCUCUGGGUCUGCCUCGGCUGCCGCUGUUGUAGCUGCAACUGGAGCUGGAGCUGGAGCUGUGCUUUCCCCACAGGCAUCGCUCAAGUCACAAACAUCGCUCAAAUCCCUGACAUCGAUCUCGGUGAGAAGUCCGGCGCCAUCUCUGAAAUCUUCACAGCGCAGCGUCGAGCGUGUUCAGAGUCCACCUGUUGGUGAAGGUGCUCCGGCCAUGCCAUCGCCUCCAUUGAUGCGCAGCUCCCCACCAGAGCUGGCCAAGAGUCCUCCGCGGCAAAUGCACAGUCCACCGCGCAUCACAACGCCACCGCGCGUCUGCAGCCCCCCGCUGGUCAGCAGUCCACCCAAGUUGGCGGAAACAGCCGCAGCAGCAGCUGCCACAGUCACCGCUGUCCCCAAGGAUCAGGCCAGCAGCGCUGUUGCUCCAGAGCCACCGCUUGCCACUCUCAGCUAUGAGGAUGAACAGAAAUCCCAGGCAGUGCCAAGUGUGUCCAGCGUGGAGGCCGUAUCGAGCACAGUGGUAACCAGUCAGCCGAGAGCACAUUUUACGAGCAGUCAUCAUCAUUAUCAUCUGCCGCAUCAGUUCCAGCAUCCGCAUCAUCAGAAUCAUCAUACGCACGGUGUACGGGUGCCCACGCCCACAGUUCCCAGCAGCUAUGCUCCUCCGGCUCUGGAUGCGGAGGGACGCUCACCGGGGUAUAGUCGACGUGCCGUACCGUUGGCUGCUCCAGUCUUGAGCAGCUCAUUGCUGGCCACACCCGGAGAGUCCGCUCAUAUGACGGUGGCCGCCUCGCCGGGCAGACUCUCGGCACGUUCCGGUUCGCAGCAUCACGUGACCAUCGAUGAGUCCAGUUUGCCGCGCAAGAGCAGCGUCGAGACAGCCGGACCAAGUGGCCUCAUCCUUGGCGGCGGCGAUGGCGAUGGCGAUGGCAAUGAUGACAAUGGUGGUGACAGCUCGGAGCCACCCUCGUCGCCGGGCAGCAGCUCCCAUCGUCAGCUCAGUCAGACGGAUGGCGAGCGUCAAGGCGGCCAAUUGGCAUUAAUGUAUCACUCGCAUCAGCUGACCAAUUAUCCCGUGAUGCCCGCCAUCAAACGCACCCAUCGACCCUCGUUUGUCUAUCCGCCAAUGCCGCGUGUCAAAGCUGGCGAUGCGUUGGCCACACUCUUCUCGGCUCUCUAUGGCAAACUGCUCGUCGUCAUGGGAGUAGCUUUUCCCAUGGCCGAAGUCAUUUCAACCUAUAUACCGCCAUCGUUCUAUGAGGUCUACUACUUGUACUUGUACAUUGGCAGCAUGAUCUUUUUGUUAUUUAUGUACGCCACAUUGAUCUGGGGACGUCCCAAGUUGCCAGUGCCACCGAUAGCCACCUCGCCCAGCAAGUCCACGGCAAAGGUGAAUGCUUCGGAUAGCAUGGACGAGUCGGAUACGGACAGCACAUCGACGCAUCAUCGCAUUCCGCCGGCCAUCCAGGUGCGUCGUCCGUCGCUGUUGUCUCCGCUGGGCCGGCAGCAUCAUUACGGCAGUUUCUAUCUACGCAUGGGCGCUGUGGCAUUUGGAAUUGGCAGCAUGAUCUAUUCGGGUCUGGAGUUUGGUCAGUACUUUGAGCUGAAUCCGGAUACAAAGUGUCACAAUGUGUUGCUCGCAUUGACGCCAGCGACGCGCAUGGCCUUCAUCUUUAUCCAGAUGUACUUCAUCUUUCUGAACAACGAACAGAUAAAGGUGUAUCGCUAUAAGAUCAUCGCACGCUUUGGAUUGAUGCACAUGAUCGGCACGAAUCUGGCCGUGUGGUUGAAUGUGCUCAUCCAGGAGACGAAGCAUGAGAUACUCACGUUUUACAAUCCAGAGAAUCGUACGCUCCGCAUCUCGCAUCGCAUUCCUGGUCAUUCCCGUGGCCAUGCAGUCAUCUCGCAUGAUCCGACGGCACAUUUGCGUGUGCCACGUGGUCUCAAGGGUCCUUAUCAGAUAUUCGAGUGCCGGCGCACCAACAUCAUUGGCACAUUGGUCCAGGAUGCUUCGCCCUUCCUGUUUCCCUGCACCAUCGAGUAUUCGCUAAUCUGUGCCGCCAUUCUGUACGUGAUGUGGCGCAGCAUUUCGCGUCCACAGACGCCAACGCCACAGCGUCCGGACAUGAUUAGUUCGCCGAUGAAACGCUCCCCGCAUCACUACUCCGUGGACUGUGCCCGCGCCCACAAGGGUCUAUUUGUGGGCAUACUCAUCCUAGUGCUGACCAUCAUCUCGCUCAUCAUAUUCUUUGUGCUGAUCUCGCGACCAGACUUUGUCUCCCUCGCCGUCACCGAGGUGACCAUCUGUGAGCUGCUCAUCUAUGGCACGGCAACAAUUGCAACGCUCGUGGGCAUGAUUCAGAUGCGGCAUCUGCAGUACGAUGCCUAUCGCAGUUUCUCGCUGGACGACAUACUACUGGUGGGUGCGCAGACGGGCUCGUUUCUGUACAACAUCUUCACGGUGAUUGCUGGACACUUUACGCUGCGCAGCGAUGACAUGUUGGUGCCGAUCAAUGCAUUGGCCUCCAUUGUGCAGACCGCUUGCCAGACCAUGUUCAUCUUGGAUGCCAGUCGACGGCAGGCGGUCAGUCCGGAGCACAUACGCAAGAAGCCGGGACGGGAGAUAGUCACGUUUAUGCUGGUGGCCAAUCUGGCCAUGUGGGCAAUUAGUACGCUGGAGAAAUCUCGCGCUGAAUCGCAUCCCAUACAGCUGAACUUCUAUGGCCUGUGGGCCUGGACAAUCAUAACGCAUGUGUCCAUGCCGUUGGCCAUAUUCUAUCGCUUCCACUCGACGGUCUGCCUGUGCGAGAUCUGGAAGCGGGCCUACAAGCUCAAGCCGACGUACAUGUGA
Drosophila innubila is the source of this 4407-nucleotide messenger RNA. It is a transcript of the gene OtopLc, whose product is annotated as proton channel OtopLc. The transcript is spliced from 6 exons. The record is from RefSeq and is a predicted model, not a curated record. Gene Ontology annotation, biological process: proton transmembrane transport. Gene Ontology annotation, molecular function: proton channel activity. Gene Ontology annotation, cellular component: membrane. Lineage: Eukaryota; Metazoa; Arthropoda; Insecta; Diptera; Drosophilidae. The coding region runs from base 1 to 4407 and encodes 1468 amino acids.